Molecule: messenger RNA, 4286 nt
Organism: Mya arenaria
Lineage: Eukaryota; Metazoa; Mollusca; Bivalvia; Myida; Myidae
Product: netrin receptor DCC-like
Exons: 26
Coding region: 92-3928 (1278 amino acids)
Molecular function (GO): protein binding
Source: RefSeq, a predicted model, not a curated record
CGUUAGCUUCCGUGAUUGCUGAACAAUUAUUCCGAAUUGCUGCAGUGUUGUGAACCGGUAUUUUCCGGCGUUUUACGGAUUAAUACGAGAUAUGGGUCAUCAUAUUUUUACAAUGGAUUUUUGCAUAAGAAACAGUUUUGUGUUAUUGUUGCUAGUGAUUUGUUUUGAGGAUUCAUUAUGCAUUCGGAUACCUUCUGUAAAAAUCACGGAAAUAAGAGCGUUAUCACAAAGAAAAUUGGUAAUAUCCUGGCUCCCUAGCUUUACACCAAAAAGGGGCAAAUUAGCCUAUGUCAUAAGAUAUAAGGAAUUGAAUGGACCAACAGAGCGAAUUGCAACUGACGAAAUGAGAACCAUUAUAAAACGACUAAAGCCGGGCACCAAAUACUUCGUGAAUGUCCGGGCAGUAGUCGGGAAAAAUCGGGAACAUCGGGGAGAUUGGUCGGACUCAGUUUCCAUUGUGACGUUAAAACGAAAUGCAAAGACUGACGACGACGACACAGCCAUCAUUGUAGAGGACAUAACAGAUAGAUCUGCCAAGUUUAUUCUCAAUAUGACAGAGGGAAGUUUGGAUACAGACGGUUUUAGAGGUUACCAAUACCGUGUGAAGACUGGGAAUUACAAAAAAGAAAUUAUAUCCAGUGUGACUAGCCUGUCAUGGAAUGAUCUGCGGCCGAAUACAGAAUAUUCCUUAUCUGUGUCCGUCAUUGAUAAAACAGGUGACACUUCUAGAUUGGGACGAGUUAAGUUUCGAACAUUAAGGAAGGCUGCAAAAAUGAAUGGAAAAGUUAUGAAGCUCAAAACUGUGAAAGAUACGUCGAUAGCAUUACGUUGGAAGCGAGUACAAGAUAUUGAACUCUACUUGCUUUUAUAUAAGAAUGUGGAUGCAGGCAGUGACUGGUGUGAAAUAUUUGUUGGAAACGCAUCUAAAAGCCACAGGAUCAAAGAUUUGAAACAUGCAACAAAUUAUGUGAUAAAAAUAGCCACGGUUAGCGACAACAUUACCGAGCUAUCUGAUUGGAUGAACGUAACGACUCUUGGCCUAUCGGAAGAAAAUGGGCGUGCUCAGGUUUACAACCUAACAUUUGAAAGUGUUUUGAUUGGCUGGCCAUAUUAUGACGUUGAUGUUUGGAACGUGCUUGUAUUCGACAGAGACAAUAUAGUUCGGAACGUUACACAUAACACAACCAAAGAUAGCAUUCAAAGUAAUAACCUCAUUAUAUCGGGUUUGAAUCCGAAUACCAAAUACAGGCUGGAUAUUUCAACUAGAGACAGCUGUGGUCCAUAUAUAGUUCAACUCUUUUGGACGGCAGAAGAAAACUAUGCCGAAGAAUGCUCGCCAAUCACAAGACAGCCGGACACGAGGUUGAGAAUGUUCACUUUACCAGACCGGACAUAUUUCAUCACAUGGAAUCCCCAAAUCUGGAACUUGGAUCAUAAAACGGAUGACUAUGUUACAGUUAUUCGAAUUUUAGGUGAACCAUUUCUUCACCCUAUCAGAACACACGUAGUUGACAAAGGUCAUCUCCACUUGCACCUUAAUGACCUUGACAUUUCAAGGACAUACUUAAUCAAUCUGAUGAUGUUUGCACUCGAAGACGGGAGAAAGCCUCAUAUUGAUCAGAAAAUAUCAUUUAUUCCUAAAGAUGGUGUUCCAGACAUGCCUAAAAUUCCUUUCUUUGGAACCAGCGUUGAUGAAGUUAUUGAAGGUCACAUCGAGGCCAAAGACAGGGACAACGACACCUACAUCCACGAAAUUGUGGAUGCGAACUUCACAGUAAUUUCAAAGUUAGAAGCUAACCCCGUAGAUAUUUCACCACCAAUAGUGUCUCCUCCUGGCCAGAUGUUCGCAGUUGAAGGUGAAAGACUGGACAUCAAGUGUGACAGCCGCGGAGAUCCCUACCCUACCAUUCUGUGGAGAACUAUUUCUGAGAAUGAUAUCAUUACCCAGUGUGAUAGUCCCAACAGGACCAUAUCGAUUACAUCACAGCGAUAUGUUAGCGUUGACCCUAACUCGGGCAUCACUUUCCUCGGGACUCGAAGUUUUCUCACCAUUGAUCCAUUGACCCACGAGGACGAGGGGUUGUACAGUUGUCUGGCUGCCAACCCUGGAAACAUGACUGUCACUGGGUUCACGCUGGUUGUUGAUCCCUCUCCUCCUCGCAAAGUAAGCUUUCUCCAAGCCGUGUCUCCAACACCAUUUAAAAUCAAAGUCACGUGGCAAAAGCCUGAUCCAAUCACAGGUCACCCACGUGGUCAGGUGAUAUCAUACCACGUGGCUUUAGCGGACCAAUACAAUUUCGAACUGAUGGGAAUAAACCAAACAGGGACAGGGAUCGUGUUCGAUGACUUGAUUCCAAACAGUUGGUAUCAUGUCUACGUAUGGGCCUAUAACAUGGCAUCACUGGGUGACGUUGCCAGGGUGACGGUGUCAACACAAAGUAUACCUCAUCUUAGUCCUCCAUCCGAUGUCAACACCGUUACUCUGAACGCCACAACAAUGAAGAUCUCCUGGACACCGCCGCUAGAAGUUCAACACGACCAGAUACGCAUGAGGGGGUAUAUGUUUCAUCACAGGAAAUACGGUAGCCUCGACGUGGAAGAAAUGGCCAUCGGGCGGAUAUUUACCAAUAUUUCUAUCAUAGGUCUGGAACCGGAACGAAAGUACGAAGUGAAGGUUGUUUCCUUGUCAGAGGACGGUCAACGGUCGGAGUCAGACUGGGUGUUGGCCAACACUUCCAGAGAGUCGUAUAUGAAUGAAACCGUUCCCCCUCCCCCACCACAAAGUGUAUUCCUACGCGCCGAGGACGAUAACAUUAUCGUCUCCUGGCUAAAAUCCGACCCCGAAGCCAACAUCCUCGUGCGGGGGUACCUAAUAGAGGUCUACCACAACAAGACGAAGAGCGAGGCCAUGAAAGUUGGGCAUAGCGAGAGUAGUGUGAUACUGUAUGAAGUAGAUAUGGGCGUGUUGUACCAGAUAUCAGUGAAAGCAUUCAACAACGUUGAUUACAGCGUGGACCAAUGGGAAGAGCUCUAUAUCCCGAUUCAGUAUGUCUCUAAGGAAUCUGUCCAGAACUUUACCGGUGUCGCCCUAUCAUCCACACAACUUCUCCUGCAUUGGGAACCACCCGGUUCCGGGCUAUAUAACCGCUUCGUGUUGUCGUACACCUGGGCGGGGGACGAUAAACCUGCUUUACCUGGUGGUGGAAUAAUUCCCCCUGAACGGAGCGAAUAUGUUGUUAGGUCUCUCAGACCAUACACUGAGUACGUGUUCAGCAUCACACCAUACUUACGCCAUCUUAAAGGCGUCUCGGCUGACGCUACUGUACGAACGUUGACGGAUAAACCGUCAAUGCCACCCCAUAACGUUUCGCUAACCCCAAUUAAUUCAUCGACCAUCCAUAUUCAUGGCAGUCCUCCAUUAACGGGUAAAAACGGACCUAUACUAGAAUACAGGAUAUCGUACAGAAGUCAGAGAGCGAGGGAUUCGUUCAUCGUUCCUGCAGAUGAAAACGAGACCUUGAAUUAUUACCUAACAGAUUUGGAACCAGUCACGGUGUACGAGUUGCGAGUUCGGGCCUUAACGGUGAAUGGGUCUGGCCCGUGGACGUUCUGGUUGCAAGCUAAGACGCUACAAAGAGAACCAGUUAUGCCUAAACCACCAAGAAAUCUUACGACGUUGGUGACGUCACACUCCGUGACCUUGACCUGGUUGCCGCCGUUGCAACCACUCAGAGAUAUCACGGGUUAUCUUGUGGGUCAAGGCAGAUUUAUACCGGAAGUCCUCAGAGUGAGCCUGACCAAUCAGGAUAUCAGUUACACGUUUGAAAAUCUAGAACCAAGCAGUUCCUACAUCCUGAGUGUUCGUACCUUCAAUGACUUCGCCGAGAGCGCUGCCGAAUUUAAAAUAGUCACAACACUCGGUACAUGAUCGCAGCGACACUCUAAUUGAAGAUGUCGUCCCUGUGGCAAACGUGAACCUACGGUCGCAGCGAUGUUCUAAUGAAUAAAGUGUGAUUGUACUGACAGAAAGUGAUUGCCCUUGUGAUUAAAAAUAUUUACGUUAUGUUAUAUGAGGCGAUGCUUAAAUGAGAACUUUUCUAUUUAAGGAGUAACCAUGGUUACUGCGGCCAGCAGUCGUGGACCAUAUUUGCUUCACCACAGCGGACUGAUACUUGCCUAGGGAUGUUUGUAUCUAAAAGACAUCUUGUAUGUACCAUGGAAACGUGACGCCGGUCAUGUUUUAAUUACAACUAUGUGCAAUGUAUCAAUAUUUCUAGUACAUGUAU